Messenger RNA from Patella vulgata (common limpet), 6744 nucleotides. RefSeq lists its product as uncharacterized. The transcript is spliced from 2 exons. Bases 1281 to 3143 code for a protein of 620 amino acids. Lineage: Eukaryota; Metazoa; Mollusca; Gastropoda; Patellidae. The record is from RefSeq and is a predicted model, not a curated record.
GACAAGGUGAAUGUUUUUAGUGACAGUGUAUGAUAUGGGAUAUGAAAACCUUCGACUUGUUGAGUAUAUAAACAUUACCUGACACUAGGAUACCUGUACAGUUUUAUCAACCAAUAAAUAGAUUUUGUCGUCUAGAUGAAAGAAGGCAAACAGUGUUAGUGUAAGGGACACCUAUAUCGGAUAUUCAGAUCUUUGGAUUUUUUACUACAUAUACAAAAAUUAUAUCAGACAAUUGAAAGAGUGAACUGUAUGGCCAGGUAGAAUUAGAUUUCAGGUAUGUUUUGCCUUUACCUGUGGACAGUGUUAUAGGGACACCUAUAUCGGAUUGUUAUCCAGCCCUUGUUGAAUUGUUUACUGGGUACAGAAAGUAUAUCGGACAGUUGAAAGAGAGAACUGUAUGGCCAGGUAGAAAUAGUGUUCAGAUGAUGUUAAACUGAACGGAAUGUCGAAGAUUUGAAGAACAAACAUCAACUAGGACGGAUAACCCACAAGAAAACAUGUGCACAUUUAAAAAAGAUUUAGUAACCAUGGCAAUCGACAUUUUGUUAGUUGUGUGAGAAAUCUUAACCAGUAAAUUUACUUAAAGUCAUUACGUUUCGGCUCACAAGUUGUGCGCUAAAAUCGAGAUUCAGGAUCUCCUCGAAAAUCUUUGAACAAAGCAGACACGGUUUACACUUUACAGGUUCAAGUGUGCUGUUAAUUUGUUAAGUGAUUGUCGAUUGGAUAAGAGUGUAAACAAGACAAACUCUAUCCAAGCUUUUUAUUGGUUUACUGUUAAAUCAUCAACAGUUUGUGUUUGCGAACAAAUUCAGUGUGUGAAUUUUGUGCUACUGGAAUAUAUGACAUCAUUACUUGACGGUGAAUUCGAGCGAGUUCAUUCAAUUUGCGAAUAUUUUGUUUUGGAUAAAAAGCUUGAAAAGUGUGUUAGAAAUCUGUGAGCUGGCUUCAAGGAUAGUUGAUGAAUCAUUUUAAGGAGUGCUUUCAUACCAAACAAAUACUUUGUUGAGGAUAAAUCAAGAAUAUUUUCUUGUGUGUUGUUACAUUGAUUAUCAACAAGUUCAAGUGAAAGUUUUAUCUGCAAGCACAAGGUUUGGAAUCAGACGGAUAAAAAAAAGGUUUGGAUUAGUGAUUUUGCAAAGUAAAAGUAGACAAAUUGCUAUGUUUGUUGUGCCACGUGGAUUCGAAUGAAAUAAUACGAUGUAUUUUGUUACCGAUUAACUUCGCGAUGUUGUUUUCAAUUCACGUUAUUACACAGAGAGAAUCGAACAAGGGGCAUAACUAUGAUGACUCAAAUUUCACCGGAGCCACGACCUUUGACACGUACAAAUGUGACACGGCAUGAUAAAAUCUGGGAAAAGGAAGAUCCUUGUAAUUUUUUCGGUUUUAAUACAAAAGACUCGGCCUUUUCACCUCCGCUAAAACACAUUACGCCAGAUACAGCCAAGGAAUUGUGGGAAAAUUUUGAUCCGUUGGAUGUGUUAGAUUCUGGAAGUGAUUCGUCGUGUGAUACUAUGAUAAUGAUGAACACUGCGGAAGAACUUCGUAACGAAGAAAGUAUUCAACGCAGCAAUCAAACAUACGAACAAUGCAAAAUACAGCAUGAGAAUAGUUAUAAUUACGGACUGAAAAAUCUCGGACCUUCCGAAGAAGAUGAUGUAACUAUUGACGAGGGUUACGGAACCGAUAAUAGGACAAACACAUCCACGUCACUUUCAUCUCCGUUAUCGUCUAGUUUAUCAUCGCUUUCCACUUUAGAAAGCACCUCAAGCCAAGGCAGCAUCAAUAGACUUAACCCACAAAUGUCCCGAACUCAGCAAAAUACCUCCAGUGGACGACCAGCACCAAAUACCCGUCCCAUAAUGCCAGUUAGAAGAGUGACUAAGCCAGUAGACAAUCACGAUACUUCCGGUCAGUCGCUCGAGGAACGCUUACGUGCGUUGACCACAAUCGAGGAAGAAGAACCGAGUGGUUCUGAUCAAGAGAGACCUGGUCGGUCCAGAAGAUCUUCGGAAAGUAUUCAAAAUCGUGGGAAUUAUUACGAAAAUCAGGAUGUUCGUAACGCAAACCGUCCUGUCGAGAACACUUACCAAAAUCGUGGGAGUUAUUAUGAAAAUGAAGACAUUCGCAACGCAAAUUAUCCGAGCGAAACCCGUCACGAUUCCUACAACCGAGGAUCGUUAAAGAACAGUGGACAGUCUGUUAACUCAGAUCAACAUGGUAUAUUUCAUGCGGUGCCCGUACAAGUAGGUUCGCAAAAUAGAAAAAUACCUGAAGAGAGUGACUACAUCACCCCGACUUCUCCGACAUCUCGUCAAGAAUGGAUCAAUCGCGUAGAGAAGAUGGGAUACGUGCCUCAUUCUGACGUCAAGUAUUACGAUACGUUGUGGAAUGAUAAAAACAUUCAAAUGGGAAUGUCGGAUAAGUUUGGUGACGGCAAACGAAUUCCCAGUUUAGACAAUGACAUCGAUAAUGAUCUAAUUAUUAAACAAAAACAGCGUCCAGACAAUCAUAUGGUGUCAAUGCCGGAUUUACGUUUCGAUAGACAAUCACACCCGGCUGCUAUUUAUUCGAAAGACAGUGCUGUAAAGUUAAGACCUAAACCUCCUGCGAAACGCGAUCGCUAUUCAUGGGGUUAUGGUAGUAUCGCGCAACCAGUAGAAUUAGCCAAUCAUAUGAAUCCAUCUGACAGAUUAUCAGAUCGUGGAACAGAAUCGCCACGAUUACAGGAUCAGCUGCGCGCAAUGUCCGAACUUUCAUUAGGCAUAAAGAAACCAUUAUACGCCUCAUCAGCAGAUAUUUAUAAAUUAUUUCAGGGCCAGGGUCAAGGUCAGUACGGGUUACCUCAAGGUCGUAAUGCAUCACAUCGUCAUAGUUUCCAUGCCAUGCCGUCAUCACAAACAUGGCUACAACCUCCCUCUCAGUCGUCAGAGGAAGUGAAAAUGAGGCUUCGUUCAGCCUCGACAUCAAGUAAAGUGCCAAGUGCCCCUCCUAAACCCAUGCGCGUAAAUUACGGACAAUUAAACCAGAGUGUAACAUAUCAAAGGGCAGAUAACUCUGUACAUGAACCGCCAUCUUUAGUGAAUGGUGGUCGAAGUGUUAAUGAUAAUCCAGCAUUGAAAAGUAAACUGUCAACGUUAGUUUAAAAUGACAUCAUCUCUUUGAUUUGGAUAUAAAGUAAAUUAUUGCAAAAACAUGUGUAUAGGCCUAAACACACUGACACUUUCUGCCCCCUAGAAUCCAGAAAAAAUUAAUAUUCCCUUCCCUAUACAACACACAGGUAAAAUUCACUGUUAGUCAUCACGUAAACACCUGAAUCACCACUAUAUUGGAACAGCAAUAUUUCCUUGGGAACUGACUUGGGUACAGAAGUGUGAGUUGUAAAUGGGUUUUUAUGUCAUCAGUUUAAACAUACAUUAUGCAAGAGCUAAAUCUGCCUAUUGCAGGUCUUUCUUUUGGGCUGAAAUGGUAUAUAAACUAUUAAUUAGACAUUGAUUAACAAAACAAGACCAUAAUUAACUCUCUAGAGCAUAUGAUGGCCGAGAUUUAAAUGGAUUUAAACAUCCUCAAAAUUGAAAAAUUUAACAAUAAAAUGGUUGUCAAGUACCAUUGUUAUGAUAAUAAACAAUCAAUGCUAUAUCUUUAAACAGUUAUAACUUCACUUGGAAUAAAGUAAUUUGAAUGAAAUUUUCCAUAUAUAUCAUGUUCUAUUAUCUAUUUUUGAACUAUUAUAGCAAGAAUGGCCAGCUCUUUAUCUAAAUCUUACACAAUGUAUCUUUUGAACUAUUAUAGCAAGAACGUAAUUAGCUCUUUAUCUAAAUCUUAUGUAGUGUAUCUUUAAUGAAAUUUGAUAUUUGAUUUGUUUUGUGAAGUGAGUGGCUGUCUAAAUGUGAAAUAUUUGGGUAUAAAUAUUUAUUUUGUUUUGUAAAGUGGGUAUAUAUAUAUUUACAGUUUAUUUUUAGAUUCACAGACGUGUAGCCAAUGUUGAGAUAUAAACUCUGUUCAACAAUCAACAAAUUUAAGCCAAAACCGAAAUAAAAUCUUAAACUUGCAAAAAAUAAAAUUGAAAAAUGUUAAGCACCUCUUUGUCUUACGAAGUUUGGCGUUGAAACCCUGAUAAUAUAACCUUGGAAUAACAAAUCUUAUUUACAAGACUACAUCUUUGACAAUAAGAAAACGUAUAAAGUUUAUCUUGUUUGGAAAUUUUCAUCAUGAUUCUGAAAUAAAUCUCAAGAUGCUGUAUUUGAGCUAAAAAAAGAGUAACAAUAAUUAUAUAGAGGUGCAGUGUCAAAAUGUUAUUUUGUGUCCAGAGAUAACAUAAUUUAUUAGGAGUGGGUAUUUUAUCAGGAUCAAUGCUAAAGACAAAUGUUUUUUUUAUAAUUAACCGGCAUCUAGUAACUGAAUGAGACUAACACAAUUAUAAAUGUCUCUAAAAUAAACUUUUAAGUAACUUGUCUUCCAUAUAAUUGUGCUGUGUUACGAGGAGCAAAUCUAGAGGGGGUGUUUGGGAUGGGCAGUCAAAGCGCGAGAUAAUGAUAUAGGCAAUUGUGGUAUCAAAAUUAAGGCUUUUUUGCAUCAAUGAAAUUGAAUCAUUGGUGUAUAUUUAGAUUUUAUCCAAUCACAAAAUGACAGAUUCAAGAUUAAACCAAUUCAAUAUUCUAUUUUAAAUUGAACCAAUUUAUUUUGAAUUUAAAUGAAAGAGGUUUAAUUAACUAUUUUAAAAUGAAAGAGUAAUUCAGUAAAUAUUUAGCCUAUAUUUGUUUUUAUUUGCCUGGCUUGUUUUGUUAGUGGAAAGUUUGUGUAUAGAUAGAAUUGUACAGAGGUGUUUAGAGGAAGAAAACUUUUAACGUGUGAAUAAAAAGAACGUAUUAUAUUUUGUUGAAGGAAAUAUUACGGUUUGGACUAUUUGUUCUUCCAGAUCUAUAUAAAUAAAUAACCACUUGAAUCAUGUGACAGAUGUUUUAUUUAAAAUUUUGAAAUGUCAAAAUUUAAAACUAAAAGUUUUUGACCAGUGCAACCAAGUACUUUUGGUUUUUCAAUUAGUCUGAAGAACUUACCAGAAAUUUUAACAUUGCAAACAACAGAAUAUUAAAUUGGUCUGGUCUUAAUUCCAUUCUCUGUUUCCUGGGGAUGUUGUCAUUUAAUUUGUUUAUGUAAUUCAUCCAUCGUAUUGGUGAGUCUGAUUUAAGACACAGAUCUAAAUUGGUGAUUUGGUAGGCCUUACUCUUGGUAGACUUCUCUUCUGUUUAAUAUAACACUACGCAGAUAAUACAUAAGAUAAACAGAAUACUUCAAAAUAUCAACAGUCGAUCAUUUUACAUAAUCAACAGAAACUUUGUAAUUUAAAUUCCUUGUAUCAUAUUUAUAUGAAUUCAUGUGUGGAUAUCAUUUUGUAAGUAGAAACAUUUACAUAUAUAAAAAAUCUAGGGGUUUUAUAUAGUUUAGUAUGUUUUAUUCUUCUGUAGAUCUAUUCUAGAAAAUGUGAAGAAUGGGUCAGUGAAUAUAUAAAGGGGGACAACUCCAUUUAGUGACCUCAAAAUUAGUUCCCGGCUAAUCAUGAUGUUCAGCAAAUUUAAAAUUUCUUGACUAAUAAUUUUUGGGGUUCAGAUUUAAUAAAAUAAACAUUACUGCUUAUUGAGAUAUAAUUAGUUACCAUGGUAUUUAGUAAUUAUAUUGGAAAUACCCAGGACAACAUUUCCAAGGAAUACAAGUACUGUUUAUUACUGAGAGAACAUUUUAACUUGGAUUGAGAGAGAGAGAGAGAGAGAGAGAGAGAGGGGGGGGGGGGUUAAGCCCACUUGAUACAAACUAGGGUCAUUUUAGGACUAACAUAUAGUUAAAUUUCAUAUCAUUUUUUCUCAUUCACAAAGGAUUCUUUAGUUGUUUCUCCUUUGUGUAGGAGUCUAUAGCAGUGGGAGGAAACCUGGAGAAAUCCCACGAGGUUAGACAGGUCACCCUUCUCCUUGUCAUGUACAAGUUGGGAAUCAAAACCACGACACUUGACUCUGACCGACACUUGACUCUGACCGUGUGAUCUAAAUAGACCCUCAUUAAUAAAACAGUAUUUGUAUUCAAUAGAACUGUAUCUGGUGUAUUAUUACAAUUAGACAUUAAAAUACAGAUGUGACGUCACCCUUUGAUGUUGGCGUACCAUUAUUUCAAAUAAUCGUACGGGCAACUUGCCAAUCGUACCUUGUCAAAUAUUAGACUCGAGUGACGUAUUUCACUGUAAACGCACGUGCGGAGUGUCUGUAUUUUAAGAUGUUUAAUGGUCUCGAGCUGAGACAUUGCGUAAUAUAUUGUAAAAACACUCGGACCUGACGGUCCUCUUGUUGUUACAAUAUAUUACUUAAUGUCUCGCUCUCGACCAUUAAACAAUACUUAAUGUUUAUUAUUAUUGAUAUUGGGAGUUUUAAUUUUAUAUUUUCAGUUUAAGGGCAGGGAGUUACUAUCAUCAUUUUGAAAAUGAAUUAAUAUUUUACCAUACUGCACCCAUACUUGCAUAAAAUCAAAUCAAAAAGCAACAAAUUUUCAGUGACACAAACUUCUCUCCAUAAUUAUAUUUGUUGAUUUAUUUGUUAUUUUGGCUGUUCGGAUUUCCAUAUUUUUACUUUCAGAUUCUCACUGAAUUUUUUUUUUAUUUUAAACAUAUAAUAUUUAUUAUGAAUUUGUACAUUUAAUUAUUUCAUGUGUUUUUAGUAAACCAAUAUUUAUAAAAAUUCUGAAAUAAAUCUUAUAAUAAUAAAA